GCCCUGUUUAACCUGAUCCCGGUCGGGCUCCGCGUCGUCGCCAUCCAGGGCGCCCGCGCCGGGCGUUACGUGGCCAUGAACGGCGCCGGCGUCGUCUACACCUCCGUGCACUUCACGCCCGAGUGCCGCUUCAAGGAGUGCGUGUUCGAGAACUACCACGUGCUCUACGCCUCGGCGCUGUACCGGCAGCGCCGCUCGGGCCGCGCCUGGUACCUGGGGCUGGAGCGGCACGGGCGCCCCAUGGCCGGGCCCCGCGUCAGGAAGGACAAGGCCGCCGCACACUUCCUGCCGCAGCUGCUCGAGGGUGAGCAAACACCAAAAACCGGGGGUUUGGACCCAAAAAAAUGGGGAUUAGAAGUCAAAAAUUGGGGGUUUAGAGCUGAAAAAUUGGGGAUUUGGAGCCAAAAGAAUGGGGAUUUGGAGCCAAAAUCGGGGAUUGAGACACCAAGAUUGGGGAUUUGGAACCCAAAAUUGGAGAUUUGUAACCAAAAAUUGGGGGUUUGAACCCAAAAUUUGGGGACUGGAAGUGAAAAAAAUGGGUUUUUGGAGCCAAAAAAUGGGGGAUUUGGAGCCAAAGAAAUGGGGAUUUGGAGCC
Messenger RNA from Onychostruthus taczanowskii (white-rumped snowfinch), 595 nucleotides. Its product is annotated as fibroblast growth factor 11-like. The transcript has 2 exons. Lineage: Eukaryota; Metazoa; Chordata; Aves; Passeriformes; Passeridae. Bases 76 to 504 code for a protein of 142 amino acids. The record is from RefSeq and is a predicted model, not a curated record. Gene Ontology annotation, molecular function: growth factor activity; fibroblast growth factor receptor binding. Gene Ontology annotation, biological process: animal organ morphogenesis; regulation of cell migration; positive regulation of gene expression. Gene Ontology annotation, cellular component: cytoplasm.